Molecule: messenger RNA, 1483 nt
Organism: Saimiri boliviensis boliviensis (Bolivian squirrel monkey)
Lineage: Eukaryota; Metazoa; Chordata; Mammalia; Primates; Cebidae
Source: RefSeq, a predicted model, not a curated record
GGGUCUCUCCGCCGCAGACAUGAUGAAGGGUCUUGUUUUAGGAAUCUAUUCCAAAGAAAAGGAAGGUGAUGUGCCACAGUUCACAAGUGCAGGAGAGAAUUCUGAUAAACUGAUAGCUGGAAAGCUGAGAGAGACACUGAAAAAAUCUGGACCACCUCCGAAGGCAGGCAAGACUCGAACCUUUUAUGGUCUGCAUCAGGACUUCCCAAGUGUGGUACUAGUUGGCCUCAGCAAAAAAGCAGCUGGAAUCGACAAACAGGAAAACUGGCAUGAAGGCAAAGAAAACACCAGAGCUGCCGUUGCAGCGGGGUACAGGCAGAUUCAAGACCUGGGGCUCUCUUCCAUGGAGGUGGACCCCUGUGGAGAUGCUCAGGCUGCUGCAGAGGUUGCUGUGCUUGGUCUCUAUAAAUACAAGGACCUAAAGCAAAAAAAGAAGAUGGCCAUGUCAGCAGUGAAGCUCUAUGGAAGCGGGGAUCAGGAGGCCUGGCAGAAAGAAGUCCUGUUUGCUUCUGUGCAGAACUUGGCAUGCCAGUUGAUGGAGACACCAGCCAACGAGAUGAUGCCAACCAGAUUUGCUGAAAUUAUUGAGAAGAAUCUCAAGAGCGUUAGUAGUAAAAGUGAGGUCCACAUUAGAUCCAAGCCUUGGAUUGAGGAACAGGCAAUGGGAUCAUUCCUCAGUGUGGCCAAAGGAUCUGACGAGCCCCCAGUCUUCUUGGAAAUUCACUACAAAGGCAGCCCCAAUGCAAACGAACCACCCCUGGCGUUUGUUGGGAAAGGAAUUGCCUUUGACAGUGGUGGUAUCUCCAUCAACGCUUCUGCAAAUACGGACCUCAUGAGGGCUGACAUGGGAGGAGCGGCAACUAUAUGCUCAGCCAUUGUGUCUGCUGCAAAGUUCAAUUUGCCCAUUAAUAUUAUAGGUCUGGCAUCUCUUUGUGAAAAUAUGCCUAGCGGCAAGGCCAACAAGCCAGGGGAUGUUAGAGCCAGGAACGGGAAGGCCAUAGAGGUUGAUAACACUGAUGCCGAGGGGAGGCUCAUACUGGCUGAUGUGCUCUGCUACGUGCACACAUUUAACCCAAAGGUCAUCCUCAAUGCCGCCACCUCAACAGGUGCCAUGGAUGUAGCUUUGGAGUCAGGUGCCACUGGGGUCUUUACCAAUUCAUCCUGGCUCUGGAACAAACUCUUUGAGGCCAGCAUUGAAACAGGGGACCGUGUCUGGAGGAUGCCACUCUUCGAACAUUAUACAAGACAGGUUGUAGAUUGCCAGCUUGCUGAUGUUAACAACAUUGGAAAAUAUAGGUCUCCGGGAGCAUGUACAGUUGCGGCAUUCCUGAAAGAAUUCAUGACUCAUCCCAAGUGGGCACAUUUAGACAUAGCAGGCGUGAUGAUCAACAAAGAUGAGGGUCCCUAUCUACGGAAAGGCAUGAUCGGGAGGCUAAGGACUCCCACAGAGUUCUUACUUCGUUUCAGUCAAGACAAUGCUUAG